AGAGGGAUUCCUUAAAAGUUUUUGUGCGUUUCUUUCUUUUCUCUCUCUCUCCCCGAGACUUUUCGAGCCCAAGGAGCUUCUUAUGUAAAUUGCAGUAAUCGGGAGGACUGUUGUCAAAGCCACACAGUACACUUCCUCCAGCAAGCUGCCGCUUUAAGUGAAGGUGGUGUAGUUUGGCAUCUAAUUACUGAGAUUAUGAUGUUGCGGUUAGCCAAUCCUGCCCUGAGGGCUGGUCGUCAAUUUUUAACCUGAUUGGCUGGCUUGGGUUGGGGGGGGGGGGGUGGGGUGCACUGUGGGUCUGUUUCAAGGUUCGUCCUCCUCCCCCCCCCCCCCCCGCCUUUCUUUCUGCAGCAGCCCUGCCUCCUCGAGCGGGUCCCUUGAAACGGUGUAAUUGAGAUGAUGUUAGUUGCACAAAGAAAAAGUCAGACAGUCGUUUAACGGGGGCGCAGCGAGUGAGUGCGUGGAGCUGGUCAGCAGCGUGGACUCCUCUUAAGUUUCCUUCUCCACCUCUCCUCAGGAUUUUCUUCUGCAAAAACAAAAAAGAAAACGAGCUACCAGAUGUUGCAGAAUUGACUGAGACUUAGGAGGACUCUUGUGAUUUUUAUUUAAAAAUUAUUCUUUAAAGAAAAACAAUUGGAGUCUCUGUUUGGAGGGAUGCAUUUGAACGUGUUGCUGGGCGGACUGUUGAGUGUGGUGUGGCCGCUCUUGUGCGGUUCUGGGAGAGUGAAGGGGCAAUAUCAGGGGGAGAGGGGCAUCUCGAUCCCGGACCAUGGCUUCUGCCAGCCCAUCUCCAUCCCGCUGUGCACCGACAUCGCCUACAACCAGACCAUCAUGCCCAACCUGCUGGGGCACACCAACCAGGAGGACGCGGGGCUGGAAGUGCACCAGUUCUACCCGCUGGUCAAGGUGCAGUGCUCCCCCGAGCUCAAGUUCUUCUUGUGUUCCAUGUACGCGCCGGUGUGCACGGUGCUGGAGCAGGCCAUCCCGCCGUGCCGCUCGAUCUGCGAGCGGGCCAGGCAAGGCUGCGAGGCGUUGAUGAACAAAUUCGGCUUCCAGUGGCCGGAGCGGCUGCGCUGCGAGAACUUCCCGGUGCACGGCACCGAGCAACUGUGCGUGGGCCAGAACCACUCGGAGGAAGGAGGAGGUGGAGGAGGAGCGGCCGGAGGUGCCCUGGUCACUAGCCUGCCCACCCUGAGCGUCAAGGAGCUGGGCACCCCGAGGCCGCCCCGCUCCGAACGCCAGCAGCCCUUCCACUGCCCGCGGGCCCUCAAGGUCCCCUCGUACCUCAACUACCAGUUCCUGGGCGAGAAGGAGUGUGGCGCCCCGUGCGAACCCUCCCGCGCCGACGGCUACAUGUUCUUCAACGACGAGGAGAUCCGCUUCGCCCGCAUCUGGAUCCUCAUCUGGUCGAGCCUGUGCUGCGCGUCCACCCUGUUCACGGUCACCACCUACCUGGUGGACAUGCAGCGGUUCCGCUACCCGGAGAGGCCCAUCAUCUUCCUGUCGGGCUGUUACACCAUGGUGUCCAUCGCCUACAUCGCGGGAUUCGUGCUGGGUAACCGGGUGGUCUGCAACGACAAGUUCUCCGAGGACAGCUACAAGACGGUGGUCCAGGGCACCAAGAAGGAGGGCUGCACCAUCCUCUUCAUGAUGCUCUACUUCUUCAGCAUGGCCAGCUCCAUCUGGUGGGUCAUCCUGUCCCUCACCUGGUUCCUAGCGGCGGGGAUGAAGUGGGGUCACGAAGCCAUCGAGGCCAACUCUCAGUACUUCCACUUGGCGGCCUGGGCCGUGCCGGCGGUCAAGACCAUCACCAUCCUGGCCAUGGGGCAGAUCGACGGCGACCUGCUGAGCGGGGUCUGCUUCGUGGGCCUCAACAGCCUGGACCCGCUCAGGGGCUUCGUCUUGGCUCCGCUCUUCGUCUACCUCUUCAUCGGCACUUCUUUCCUGCUGGCCGGCUUCGUCUCGCUCUUCCGCAUCCGUACCAUCAUGAAACACGACGGCACCAAGACUGAGAAGUUGGAGAAGCUGAUGGUGAGGAUCGGGGUCUUCAGCGUGCUCUACACCGUGCCCGCCACCAUCGUCAUCGCCUGCUACUUCUACGAGCAAGCGUUCAGGGAGCAGUGGGAGAGGAGCUGGGUUAGUCAGACUUGCAAAAGCUAUGCCAUCCCUUGCCCCCUCCACUACUACCCCAGGAUGACCCCGGACUUUACGGUUUACAUGAUCAAAUAUCUCAUGACCCUUAUCGUGGGCAUCACCUCGGGCUUUUGGAUCUGGUCGGGCAAGACCUUACACUCGUGGCGCAAAUUCUACACUCGGCUCACCAACAGCAAACACGGUGAGACCACCGUGUGAGAGAGCGGGACUGAACUUAACACGGGACUCUCUUUCUUGUUUUCUCUCUCCUUUUUUUUAAGAAGAAACACAAAGUUUUACUUAACGUUUGCAUUAGGAUAAUUUCCCAAGGUGUAAUAAAACCUGUAAAUAGCAUUUGUAAAAAAAUUUAAUUAUAUAUUUGUAUUUAAAAAAAUCCUACUUGAGAAUUUUUUUUGUUUCUAUAGUUGUCACUGAUUCGACUUGCCAGUGGAUUUCCAGGGGGGAACAAAAAACAAGGAGUGAGACUUGAAACUCGAUUUUUUUUUUAUUAUUUGACUCAAUGGAACUCUUUUUUGGAGUUAGUUUGAUAAAGGUAAAUCGUUGAGGUGAUGUAGAAAUCACGGAGUUAGUCAGAUGACCAAGGAUUGAAUCUAUUGAAACUUGUUGCCCAGCUCUCUCUCUCUGUCCCCGAAAUCGAACUGUUUUUCCUCAACAACUGCAGGGAGCUUGCAACAAAACUGAUUAUUUUUGCAGCAAACGUGAUUUAUUUUCCCCUUAAAAAAAACUUCGUGUUUAAUGUCGAGGUUGGUUUCUAAGUUUAUGCUCCUGAGGAACUAAAAGUUGAGGCACAUAGUUUUUUUUUCUUUGUAUAUGCAUGUUUUGAGCAGUCCCAGACCAUUUUUGGAUCGCCGAAUUCUUGAAGAGAUGCAGUGACACGCACAAGUGUCUUUUUUAAAAUUGUGCACACGUUCGCUUCGAUCAGUGAGCACUAAGUGCUUUUAUUUUAAAUAGUUGUUCAGGCUGGGUACGUUCAUAGUUUCGUAUUCGAUCAUAAUUCUUUAUAAUUAUAGAUCAGUAGAAUUGUUUCUAUAUUCAGCAUUUUUUUUUCAGUUCCCCAUUUUAAAUAAAGUUCCUGUUUUUUGUACAAAAUCAGGAAUUUCAUGACCUUCUUACUUUGGGGGUAAGUGGACAUCUCCAAACUCUUUGUAAAAUUCAUUAUAUUUCCCCAUUUCUCUGCAAUUUUUAUUUCUUUCCCCAAGGGUGAGCAGCUCUAGGCUGGGAUCCUACUAACAGGUUCCUUACCACAUAAGGGAUUUGUGUGGGGCCUCUAUUAUUUUUUGAUUUCUUUAGCUGUAAGCCAUCUAGAAAAGGACACUUGAGAUUAAAGUGCUGUUAUGAACUAACUUCUGACUUUGUCCACCCCUGUCCAACACUGGCACCUCCACAUCAUGAACUAACCACUGUCAUUUAUAGCUUUAAAUAAGGUUUUCCACCAAGUCCCCAAAGGCACAAAUGGCAUUUUUUUUAAUGUCGUAAGCCGAUGUGACCCCUGUGGGACAAUUUAUUGCUCUUUGUUUGGGGAGUGCGGGGUAUCCCUUUAGAAAUAUCUUUUAUUUUAAAUCUGCCUCGGUGAGUAUUCUGUUAAAAGUAGUUGUGUCUUUUUGUCUCCGUUCUCUUUCAAGAGUAUGUGCAGACGUUUGUGAUUCAGUCAAACAACUGGACAUGGAACAUUAAGUUUUCUGGAUUGGAUCUGCAUGGCCUUAAUCCUGUCUUGUCAGGGCACCUCAGAAGCAGAGGGGCAGUUUGUUAAACUGCUUUCCCCACAAGCUUUUCUUUUUAAGAAGCUGAAAUAUCAUCGACCAUCUUUCAACAUUUUUUUUUUAAUCAGACUCUUGAUGGAAUUCUAUUUUCAUCAAUCAACCAUCCCCCCAACCCCCUACCCUCCCAGCACACAAUCCCCAAAAAAAGUUCCUUUUGUUUUAGUUGCAGAAUUUUACUUACCACUUCUCGCAUUUCUACAAUGUUUGCAAGCUUUUAGUCCAUCUUCAGAUCAAAUAUUUUAUUAAAUCCACUCCAAUCCAUUUUGUUCUGGGUACUGCUACCAGUGGAAUUAAGGAACGUAACUUUUUAGCUUUGUUUCCUUGCCCCUUGUGACUGACUGGCUCGUGCCUAUUAAAGGAAUUCCAUUGUCUUGCAAGGGAAUGCUUGAAUCCAUUUGAGACUGAGAAAUAAAUGUUUCUUUUUAAAUUAGCAAAACAUCCCUUUAAACAUUUGCCUGUAUCUCCCCACCAAGCAUCCCCGCCCCCCCCCCCCCCCCCACCCCACCCCACCCCACCCAAUUCAAUAAACAAGUUAGUCACAAGCACUAAGCUGUACUUCAUUCCAUAACUGGAAUUAGGUCUUGGUAACAUGUAUAAAACUGACCUAAAUAGUGGAACUUGCCCUCCAAAUGGCUAGUAGAAGUGAUUUUAAAAUAACCUUUCUGCAUAAACAGUCUAGUCUAAAUGUGUCUUUUUAGCUUAAGUGGUUCUGUUCAGAUGCAAAUACAUUUGCAUGGUUCUUGUAUGAUCAAAUUCAAGAUGAAUGGUAUAACAACAUCUGUUUUCCUGCUUGGUGGCACUGAGUGGCAUUCCAAACUUUCUCAUUUUUUAUCUGCUUUUCAAAGAACAGUAUCUUUUAAUACAAGAGAGAACACUUUUAAAGGAUCAAUUUAAGUCUUUUUCUUCAUAUGGUGUGUUGUUUAAAGGUCAGAUCUGUACCCCAGAGCAAUUCUGCAAAAUCUGAGGCAAGGUUUAGGGCUGAAUAGUAACUGACUUCUCUAUUGACCUCAUAUAAUUCAAUGAAUGAAGAAUUCCAGAACAUCAGGAAAAAUGUGUUUUUGUACACUAAGUCCAAUCCAACAGAGAACUUUCAGUGCAAGUUUCAGUCCCUACCAAGUAAAGACACAAAUCUUUUGUUCAAUCUGGGAAAUCAGUUUUCCCCCUGUAUCUAAUGGAACCGAGACUUUAUAUCCAUUCAUUAAAGCACUCCUUUUCAUUGGCA
Rhincodon typus (whale shark) is the source of this 5136-nucleotide messenger RNA. RefSeq names its product frizzled class receptor 2 (gene fzd2). Gene Ontology annotation, cellular component: plasma membrane. The coding region runs from base 655 to 2352 and encodes 565 amino acids. Gene Ontology annotation, biological process: non-canonical Wnt signaling pathway; canonical Wnt signaling pathway. The record is from RefSeq and is a predicted model, not a curated record. Gene Ontology annotation, molecular function: Wnt receptor activity; Wnt-protein binding. The transcript has a single exon. NCBI's taxonomy places the organism in Eukaryota, Metazoa, Chordata, Chondrichthyes, Orectolobiformes, Rhincodontidae.